UAAAGUCCUUUUUCGUCCAUCCACACCUCCCACCUGCAAAAUUCUCAAUUUCCUUCACAAACCCUGAUUUCUCUGCCCCUCAAAGUUUCAAUCUUUCUGUUCGAAUUUUGGAAUUUUAGGGUUUUCAAAGGAGUCUGAGAUUUGGGUUUUUUCUCAGACGCAGAUUAUAUCAAGGAAAAAUGCUUCUACGGAGCUCAUCGACGCCGGUGCUCAAUUCAUUGCUGCCGCAUUCCAAAGACUCGACAUUUUCCGAUCAGCAGCCGGAAAUGGUCCCGCAAAUUUCGAGAACUCGCUCCGUUAUCCUCUCGGCGUCGUCGCGGUCGCCCUUUUUGCUGUCGCCGAUCAGCGACUCGAUGAGGAGGUUGACCCGGGCGGUCUCCGCGGACGAUCUCAGAGAUUUCUCAGUUGCGUCGCCGAGAAGAAAGGCCUAUAGCAACCCGUUAAAUGGGUUUGAGGAGAGAGAGGAGGAGGAAGAGGAGAUAAAGAUGGAGAUGGGCUUUGCUGCUUCUGGGUUUGGCGGAACGGCGUCGUUGGGAUUGCCGGAGUUUGAGGGGUGUGAGGAGGGGACGAGGGAGAACAGGGGGUUGCUGAGCGUUUUGGAUGGGAGUGGCGUUGGUGGAGGAGGCGGCAAGAUCUGCGGUGGUAAUGGCGGAGGGAGUGGUGGAUCGGACGAAGGAGAUGGUGGGAGCAAUGGGUUUUGGGAAUCGAAUCAAGGCGGUGCGAGCACUGAUGCGUACUACCAGAAAAUGAUCGACGCUAAUCCUGGAAAUCCCAUGCUCCUUAGCAAUUAUGCUCGAUUUUUGAAAGACGUUCGAGGGGAUUUCGAAAAAGCCGAAGAAUACUGCGGGAGAGCAAUUCUGGCGGGCCCGAACGACGGAAAUGUUCUGUCAAUGUUUGCGGAUUUGGUAUGGCAGAUUCAUAAGGAUGCUCCCAGAGCUCAGUCUUACUUUGAUCAAGCUGUUCAAGCUGCCCCUGAUGAUAGUUAUGUUCUAGCAUCAUAUGCGAAAUUCCUCUGGGAUUCGGAGGAGGAGGAGGAGGAAGACGAAGAGGAAGACGAGGAGGAGAAUGUGAAAGAAGGGGCGAAUAACAGGGCUUCGGCAACCAAUUUGUUUCAUGGAAUUCCUCCCGUACCACCUCCAUUAGCUGCUGCUGCAUAGAUACGUAGAGAUAUGUGUAUCUACAUGUUCAGAGGCUGACCUUUUGUUUGUAUAAAGUUUUAACCUUUUUGGGUGAUACUUUGGAUGCUGCUGCUUUCGUGAUAAAUUGGGUUGGGUUGGUUAUGUUAACUGAUAGCUCUGUUUUUGUUGUCAACAUCUUUUCUACUCAAAUCUUUGUAAAAAGAAAUGUAACAAAAAUAAGUUAUGGAAUGGAAAUUUUUGAAGGCAUAA
Molecule: messenger RNA, 1388 nt
Organism: Pyrus x bretschneideri (Chinese white pear)
Lineage: Eukaryota; Viridiplantae; Streptophyta; Magnoliopsida; Rosales; Rosaceae
Exons: 3
Coding region: 180-1157 (325 amino acids)
Molecular function (GO): protein binding
Source: RefSeq, a predicted model, not a curated record